Messenger RNA from Acyrthosiphon pisum (pea aphid), 555 nucleotides. Its product is annotated as GTP-binding protein Rheb homolog. Gene Ontology annotation, biological process: signal transduction. Gene Ontology annotation, molecular function: GTP binding; GTPase activity. The record is from RefSeq and is a predicted model, not a curated record. The coding region runs from base 1 to 555 and encodes 184 amino acids. The transcript is spliced from 5 exons. Lineage: Eukaryota; Metazoa; Arthropoda; Insecta; Hemiptera; Aphididae. Gene Ontology annotation, cellular component: membrane.
AUGCUGCCAAAACAAAGAAAAAUUGCUAUUAUGGGCUAUCGUUCAGUCGGUAAAUCAUCGUUAAGUAUACAGUUUGUUGAAGGUCAGUUUGUCGACACCUACGAUCCAACUAUUGAAAACACUUUUGUAAAAACGACCAAAAUUAAAAAUCAAGAAUAUGACUUAAAAUUAGUCGAUACAGCCGGACAAGACGAGUACUCCAUAUUGCCGAUACAAUAUUCUAUGGACAUUCAUGGAUAUGUCUUGGUCUAUAGUAUUACAUCACCAAAAUCUUUUAAAAUAAUUCAGAUAAUUUAUGAUAAAUUAUUAGACAUGGCUGGCAAAGUACAUGUUCCUGUAGUAUUGGUAGGCAACAAAAAAGAUUUGGAUAUGGACCGUGUUGUUACGCAAAUGGAAGGACAGAAGUUAGCAGAUUCUUGGAAAUCUGUAUUUUUUGAGUCUUCGGCCAAGCAAAAUGAGUGUAUAGCUGAUAUAUUCCAUACUAUGUUAAUGGAAAUUGAAAAAGCAAAUGGAAAUACUGUUGUACAGGAAUAUAAUAAAUGCAGUAUAUUAUGA